AUGCUAGCGCUAAUUAGGAGAUAUUAUAUUUCUGACCUUUAUUACUCUCUCCGCAGUCUAUCCGCAUCUCCUCUAUAUAAUCCUGACCUAUACUCACUAUUUCAUUGGCGUACAUUAUUUACCAUGUCUUCCCCGAACAAUCUAGUAUCGGAGUUGGCCCAAGUUGUGCCUGAGCCAAUAGAGAUCCCCAAGGAGGGUACUCCAGAGUCAGAACUGUUUAAUGUAACCCCAGAUGACAAUGUGUGGAAACGUAUCAUCAAGAAACUUAGGCUGAUCCAGAAGUAUUCUGCGUAUGGCUUCUUGGGUUUUUUUGGCCUCCACGUCACAUCUACUAUCGUUGCUCCAGGCAUUGGACUUAGUCCAGAAACCUGCCAGGACCUCUUUGAAAUGUGCCGCAACGUAUACCUAGGACCCAUUUUCGAGUACUCUAUGAUUUACACAACUGUGGGACUUCAUGUUGGUUCUGGAAUAGCCUUGAGAUGUAUAGACACAAGGAAGUACAGAAAAACAUUUCUGCAAAAGCAGAAAGAGAUCAUCAUCAAAGAUGGGGAGCGAGAUGACAUUGGUUUGGGCGGAUUGGGUACACUAUUAGGCUUGGGAUUCAAGAAGUCUUGGAUCUCAACCCAUUUCCCUUCCUUGACUCCUUUAACCUUCUCUGGUUACAUAAUGUUCUUGUCUCUAGCGUUUCAUUUUUUUAAAAUGAGAGUCGCUCCAAUUUUAAUCGAUGGGGAUUCAUCACUCAUAACUUUACGAUAUGUGACCCACUACCUCAAACAAAGUCAUUAUGGAACAGCGGGUAAAGCUAUAAACUACAUAAUGCUUUUGUUACUUCUGGGAGUAUCAUUCUAUCAUGUUGUCAGUGGAUUGUUCAAGUACAGGAGACAGUUCAGUCUUCGAGCUAAGAAAAUUGCAUACGGAGUUAUCGGCACUUUUACUGCGCUUAGUGUUGUUGCCAUGGCAAGGUUCAGCCGUUGGAACUUGGAAUCAGGAUUCAUCGGCAAACAAUUCAUGAAGUACUUGCACCUCAUCUAA
This is a messenger RNA of Clavispora lusitaniae ATCC 42720, 1032 nucleotides long. RefSeq lists its product as uncharacterized. Lineage: Eukaryota; Fungi; Ascomycota; Pichiomycetes; Serinales; Metschnikowiaceae. The record is from RefSeq and is a predicted model, not a curated record. Gene Ontology annotation, cellular component: mitochondrial outer membrane. Gene Ontology annotation, biological process: mitochondrion organization; lipid homeostasis.